AUGGCUUCUUCCAACCCUUCCAACUUCGCCAACCUGCCCAAGGACAAGCUCAGUGAGAUUGCCGCCAAGGGUGGCCAUGCCUCGCACGGCUCUGGCAACAGCGAAUCCACAUCCACCGGCAACAGCGGCAAUGCUGACCGUAACCCUGACGGUACCUUUACCAAGGGCUCAGACCUCGCAAAGGAGCUAGGCGCUCAAGGUGGUCAUGCUUCCCACGGUGCUACAGACUCCACGUCCAACAGCAGCGAGCCAGGCCGUAACCCAGAUGGCACCUUCACCAAGGGGUCAGAGGUCGCCAGCAAGCUUGGUGCUGAGGGCGGCCACGCAUCCCACGGUUCUUCCAACGACUCUAGUGCUCAGACUUCCAGCAACGAGAGCGGCCGCAACCCUGACGGCACUUUCAAAAAAGGCAGUGAACUCGCUUCCGAGCUAGGCACACAGGGCGGACAUGCCUCCCACUAG
Alternaria incomplexa is the source of this 462-nucleotide messenger RNA. RefSeq lists its product as uncharacterized. The record is from RefSeq and is a predicted model, not a curated record. The transcript is spliced from 3 exons. The coding region runs from base 1 to 462 and encodes 153 amino acids. Lineage: Eukaryota; Fungi; Ascomycota; Dothideomycetes; Pleosporales; Pleosporaceae.